Messenger RNA from Paramecium octaurelia, 313 nucleotides. NCBI's taxonomy places the organism in Eukaryota, Ciliophora, Oligohymenophorea, Peniculida, Parameciidae. The record is from the annotation of a GenBank genome assembly.
AUGUAUUGUUAUGACAAUGAUUUAUUAAGAAAAGCCGAGAAUUAGGUUUAGGAAAGUAACUCUUGCAAUGAAAAGGAAUAAAAAAUUCAGUACAAUUAGCUUUAAGAUUAAAUGUUCUAAAAGUCUUAAUGGUCAAAGAAUGUAACAGAAAAAGAUAUACGUGAGACAAAAUUCAAUGGUAUAUGCAAGAUCUAUUAUAAAUAUAGGUCAUUGGACUAAAGAGGAGCAUAAGUAAUAUCUUGAAUUUGUAAAUAAUCACUAUGAUAUUUUUACGUCAAAAUAUGAUAAGAAGUCAAAAAGGAUAUUAAAAUGA